AUGGGAAGAGGUUUACAGCGGUCUCUCGUCACAAUAUUAUUCUUAUCCAAGUUGAGAGCGAGUGAUGGAUUCCAGACUACUACUCCAAGCAGGAGAAUACCAAAUGUGCCAAUACCAAAAGUACUGCCGCCGAUAACCACCACCAAAAAUCACAACCACCACCACUACCACCACCACCAAGCGCUCAAGCAUGGAUGCAAACGACAAAGACGGUCAACGUCGUCAGAGUUAAUGCUGGUGCCAGAUCCUUCCAUACUACAGCACUCAACCUCUGGUACUGCAGAGUUUUUAAUGGCCAAGGCGCAACUUGACUUUUCCCUCCCCUUUCAAGACAUGGCAAACAAUCUUUCGAGAUCCAUGCGGAUUGCCAUUCCCAACGCCCGUUCCAGUGUCCCAGAAGAGGCGACUGAGAUUGUGUUGGGAUCCAUGGGAAUGGAUCUCUUGAUAUUUUUGGCAUCUUCUGUCCUAGUCACCACGGCGGCCAAUGCCAUUAAAAUUACUCCUAUUCUGGGCUAUUUGAUUUUGGGUGCCCUCUUGGGUCCCAAUGGGUUGGACAUUUUUUCCAAUGCCCAAGCCGACGUCGGACUAGGAGACUUUGGGAUUUUAUUUUUGUUAUUUUCGGAAGGCCUCGAAGUCACUUCCGUCCGACUUCGCAAACUGGCCAAUUAUUUGCCACUGGGCAUGGCGCAAAUAUCACUGACGACCGGUAUCAUCACAGCAGCCUUGUUGGCCUUGGGAAAGUAUGCCCCCUCCACAUCGGCAUUUUUGAACAUUCGGGAUCCGAUACAGGCCUGUAUUUUGGCCGUCACCUGUACGCUUUCCACCUCGGCAUUUAUCUUUCCCGUGCUCAAGGAGCGAGAAUGGGAGGAAGAGCAAUCGGGAGCUUCGGCCACCACCAUUCUCUUAUUGCAAGAUUUACUGGUAGCACCGUUAUUGGUCUUGCUGCCCUAUCUAGUGGGAUCAGGACCCACGGAUUAUGCAGCGAUUGGGUUUCUCACACUGAAAGCAACCGUAGGCUUUGGGGGUGUCAUCUUUUUGGGAUCCUUGAUUCUGCAACAAAUAUUUGGCAUGGUGUCGCAGACAAGAUCUUCAGAAACCUUUGUCGCUCUUUGUCUUUUGGUUUCUGCCGGUAUGGGAGAGAUUGCCAAGACCUUGGGAUUGACAGACACGGCAGGGGCCUUUGCGGCAGGAGUCUUGUUGGCGAAUACCAACUACCGAGCACAAAUUCAAGCUGACAUCCUACCCUUCAAAGGGAUUCUUUUGGGUAUUUUCUUCAUGGACGCUGGAUCCAACUUUGAUUUGAAUCUAGUGCUUCAAGAAUGGCAAUAUGUCUUUGGAGGAUCCGCAGCAUUGGUUGCCAUCAAGGCUCUGACGCUCUUUGGAGCCACCAAUGUGCCAAAGAGGUUUGAACGAAAUCGACUUCCAACUGUGGAUGGGAUUCGAAUAGCAAUUCUAUUGGCGGGUGGAGGAGAGUUUGCUUUUGUGGUAUUGGCACUUGCCGGGAAAAUUGGAGUGCUCUCGGAUGACUUGAUUGCAAUCUUGACGGCUAUCGUCCUCGUUACCAUGGGAAUUACGCCAAUUCUUGGGGACGUUGCCGCACUUGUAUCUCAGCCAUUUGAAAUCGACGAAACUGACAUCGACGAGGUGAAUGCUAAAGAUGAUAUUCAAGAUAUUGCAGCACAGAUUGAAGUUGCAGAAGAUUCCAUUGUGGUGUGCGGCCAUGCAGAAAUUGGCAGAGCCGUUCUUCGGAAACUUGUGGAGUUUCGAGAUUCUUCCAGAGAUGAAUCAUUUUCGAAUAGCGAAAGGGGAAUUCCAGACAUUGUUGCCUUUAGUCGCAAUCCCAGCCUCGUGGACUCCGUCCUCACUCCAGCACCUGGGGCCAUUGUUCUCUACGGCGAUGGAAACAAUCCCACUGUCAUAAAGUCAAGUGGAGUGACGAAUCCAAAAGGAAUCUUUGUCACCUAUAAUGACGGAAACGUCGUCCUUGCAGCUACUGCGAGACUGCGAGCUGCCUUUCCAGACACUCCAAUUUAUGCUAGAGCUUCCAAGCGAAGGGACAGUCGCAAUCUUCGACUUGCUGGUGCGACCACUGCGGUUGUCGAAGGUGAUGAAUUGGCACGGGCCAUUCCAGAUAUCAUGAGAGGUGCAUGGGAAGGUUCUUUGGACGCUGGCGACUAUGACGCCUACGACGAACUUCGCCAGUCUGCGGCAUCUGCCGCUCAAAUUCCGCUCACCGUGGCCGAUGAAUUGAUUGAACUUUACAAUUCGCUAGACCUAUGUGCCACUGGGCUGAUUGGACGAGACGAAGUCGUCGAAAUGUUUCGAAGAACCAAAAGAGGAUUUGUUGCAUCCGACUCCGAGAUUGCUGAAAUGGAAAAAUGGUUGAAGUCCAGCUCGGUUCAUGUCAUGGAUCCCUUGGACCGAGUAGAAUUCUGUAGACUCUAUGCAAGAGCUCCGGAUUUUGUAAAGAAAUCGUUUGGGGUGAUCAAACAAGACCAAAAGCCACCACGAAAACAAUCCCGAAAGCAAUCAUGA
Molecule: messenger RNA, 2535 nt
Organism: Cylindrotheca closterium
Lineage: Eukaryota; Bacillariophyta; Bacillariophyceae; Bacillariales; Bacillariaceae
Source: the annotation of a GenBank genome assembly